AUGAACAGAGACAUCUCCAAGGACACCAUCGUAAAGGCCGUAUACGCCUUUCCAGCCGGGAUGAUACCGCCGGUCAACUGGCCCUGCAAAAAUAAUCUGAUUUUGCAGGCUCAAAAAGUUCACAGGUUCGUGACACCGUUGCAUCGAGGCUCACAACGUUCAAUCCAAGAGCCAGUUGUGAUAUUGGAGACAUUUCGAAAACCGUAUCAGAAAUACAAAUGGAUAUUUUUUCCAUUCGAUGAGGCCACCAUGGACCCAAUCCUUGAAGGCAUUCCUUCUUCGCAGUUGGCAUCCGACGCCAUCCAGGCAGACACCAAGGAUGAUGCAUCAUCCGUUUCGAGCAGUAGCCUAUCUUCAACAGCUUCCAGCUCAGUUGCAGAAGAGCUAGACUUUGGGGCUACGGAAGAGUUGAUCGUAGCAAGGAUCACCAAGAUUCGACACAUGAUGCUUGCCACGACCAACUGCCACCAACCACGGUGGAAUGAUCAACACUUCCAAGCUGCUUGUGGAGCCAGAAAAAUGGCUCUGCCAGAUCUCGAAGAUCACUUGGCCUCACAUGGUGUGGACCCAGCCUUAUCAUCACACCUGGUAUCAAAUGGUUGGACACCCCAGAAUUUUGCAAUGAUCGUAGAAUCCAAAGCAGCUUUCACUGACGAAAUAUGGUCAGAACUUUCAGAUGCCCCAAUUCCUUUGGUGCAGCGUGCCAAUCUGAAAGUAGCGUGGCAGCUUUUACAAUCGGAGGCUGUGCCUUCGUUGCGUGAUUCUCCAAGGAGUGCGGCUGCACCUCCAACAGGCAUCCAGCCUGACGGAUCAUGGGCAGAAUCUUUUGCCCCGAAGAUCCAACCCAGUACAGUUGCAAAACUUAAGAAGCAAUUUCUGGAGGACUACCCCAGUGAAGUUCUGACAAUGGAAACGAUGCCAUCUACGAGAUUACUGUCAUUAGCACACCAUCAACACUCCAAGCAGGAAUAUCGAUGGAUUCCCUGGAAGUUUCGGAUGACUCAGUCCCGCAUGGAAGACAUGGUCAUCUAUCAGCGCCCAAAGAUACCUAAAGUUGAAGGCCUUCAAUUGCACCAGCUUCUUUGGGACGAGCCUCCUUCAUUGGAAGUUAACAAUCAAGGGAUGGGCGUCAACGCCAUUAGGAAUAUGCUGGAGGUCCACAACACAGCGAUGUCAUUGGUGGGCGCUUGUCAUUUGCAGCGCCUUCGCUCCCACACCUUGAAAUUUAUGGGAUUCCUAACCCAGAGGUUAGAUGCUGACUCUGGACUCAGACCACCCAACGUGUUGGAAGCGCAAGCAGCUGAUAAGGCUUGUGGCAGAUGA
Molecule: messenger RNA, 1323 nt
Organism: Cladocopium goreaui
Lineage: Eukaryota; Dinophyceae; Suessiales; Symbiodiniaceae
Source: the annotation of a GenBank genome assembly